Molecule: messenger RNA, 6055 nt
Organism: Stegastes partitus (bicolor damselfish)
Lineage: Eukaryota; Metazoa; Chordata; Actinopteri; Pomacentridae
Gene: cemip2
Product: cell migration inducing hyaluronidase 2
Exons: 24
Coding region: 258-4424 (1388 amino acids)
Source: RefSeq, a predicted model, not a curated record
CUUCCCUCUCGGUGGGGAACUGGGGGCUGACCGACGGACGAAAGACAGCCUAUCAGCAGAAAAGAAAAAAAAAACCCACACCAUGUGAAGAAAAGGUAGAUAUAAAAGGGACGUGAAAAGCGCGAACUCGCCAGGGUGAGAAACUUAUCCACUGGUCUUACCGCCGGUUGUGGUCGGCGCUCUUCAUCGGCUCGGCAGAGAGCGAAUGGACAGAGCGGAGCAGGACAGUCUCACCAACGGUAGCAGACACGUAUACGAUGCCGACAAGUGAUGGCCCCGGCCGCUUCCCUGUGUUUGUGGCUCCACCUCACGGCAACCAUCAGAGGUGUCCAGGCUAUGUUCCUGGGCGAGUGGCUCCAGUCCGCUCACCGCCACCUGCCAAAGCUCCACCGCCUCCACCGAUAAAACCUCAUGGCAGACCGCCGGCUCAACAAAACACAUUCAGCUUGUCAGUGGAGAACCAGCGCAGGGAGCGUGCUCAGAGCCUAAGGCAGCGAAAGAACACUCUCAUAUGCUUUGGAGUAUCGUUGGGUGCUUUCUUCCUCACUCUUAUUCUUGUCCUUAGUCUCACAAGUGGAGAUGUGUUAGAUGAGAAUUGCCCAGACCACAACCCAUCCCUUAGUGGCUGGAAUCCAGGACACCAACCAGAGAAGGCUGUUGUUGUCAGGAAGGGAAAUUUGUUCAGAUUGGAUGCUUCUGCGACCUUCCUUUCACUUACCAUCCAGUCAGGAGGCCGCGUAGUUUUUGCAGACAAUGCUGAUGGCUCCAAAAACAUAACUUUGAGAACACAUCACAUCCUCAUAGAAGAAGGUGGAGCCCUUCAUAUUGGUGCUCCCAAAUGUCGCUACCGCUCUCAUGCCGCCAUUGCCCUUGUGGGCCGUUCUGACAGCAAGGUCGUCCCUGAGGUCCCCGGCUUUGGCCACAAGUUCAUCGGCGUUAAGGGUGGUGGGACUCUGGAACUACACGGUACUGAGAGAGUUUCUUGGUCUCUGCUAACCCGAAGCAUCCCAGCCUCCGGGCUGGCCACAGGGGGUUAUGCCUUCCAGAGAAACUUCAGCCGAGGCAUCAACCUGCGUGUUGUGGACCAGGAUACAGCUGCCGUGGUGUUCUGUGAGCGAUACGACACUCACGACUCCCGCAAUGACAGUCGACGACUCACCCAGCUGCUUCGCUCCCUCCCAGCAGGCCGCAUUGUCACACUGGCUAUAGGAGACUCUGCCGUCAAAAGUCUUCUGGAUGAAACCAAGAAGGCCAUUGAAGAGAAACUCGGCAGCAGCUUCGUCUACGAUCUCAAAUACAGACAGGCGUGGGCUUUGGUCUCUGUGGUAGGUGGUGGUAACGCGUCAUGCUCUGAGGAUGUUAAGGAACAUGAAAACCACGACACGGGAGGCAGAGCUCUGGCAAGACGCAACUUCACCACCGUAGAUGGAGUGGGCUUCUCUGUCACUGCCUACAGCGAGUGGAAGAACGGCUUCCCCAUCUCAGGUUUCCAGGUGGAUGCUGUGGACCAAGUGGUGCUAAACCUGCAGGAUGAAGUGCAGCAGACCUGGCAACCAGGGGAUCAGGUUGUAGUUGCUAGUACGGACUACUCCAUGCACCAGGCUGAGGAGUUUACCCUGUUGCCCUGCCCCCACUGUACCAGCCGACAAGUCAGGAUACAAGGGAAGCCUCAGUAUAACCAUGUUGGCGAGAUCGUAGAUGGAAUCGACAUGCGUGCUGAAGUGGGUCUGCUCUCCAGAAACAUUCUUAUCUAUGGAGAAAUGGAAAACUCCUGCUACGGAAAUAACAUGUGCCAGUUCUACAGCCACGACACCUAUGGAGGCCACAUCAAGAUCUUAGGUAACUUCUCGUCAGUGCAUCUGUCCCACGUGGAGCUGAAGAACAUGGGUCAGCAGCGAGAAAAAAGCCGCUACCCCCUCCACUUUCACAUGUGUGGAGAUGUCGACCAGAGGGGAGGAUACUGGGAGCCCACGUAUGUGGACGGACUCUCCAUUCACCACUCCUUCUCACGCUGUCUCACCAUCCAUGCCACCAAUGGUUUGCUGGUCAAGAACACUGUCGGCUAUGACACCUUGGGCCACUGUUUUUUCCUUGAGGAUGGGAUUGAGCAACGCAAUACUUUCUUUCACAACCUUGGCCUGCUGACUCGACCUGGAACUCUGUUGCCCACUGAUCGCAAUGAGACUCUGUGUACAAGCAUUAAGGACAAAGUCUACAAGGGCUACACUCCCUCACCCAGCACAGAGUGCAAGGCAGUCUCAACAUUCUGGAUUGCCAAUCCCAACAACAACCUCAUCAGCAAUGCAGCUGCUGGUUCUCAGGACGCGGGCAUAUGGUUUGUGUUCCACAGCUCUUCCACCGGAGACUCUCAUGGGCUGGUACCAGAGACCAAAGCAGAGCUCACUCCUUUGGGAAUUUUUUACAACAACCGUGUACAUUCCAACUUUAAGGCAGGACUUUUCAUUGAUAAAGGAGUGAAGACCACCAAUGCAAGUGCUGCUGACCCCCGGGAAUACCUGUGUCUAGACAACAAUGCAAGAUUCCGACCUCACCAAAACGCUGACCCCAGUCGUCCUCGGGUGGCUGCAGUCAUCGACACUCUGAUCUCCUUCAAGAACAACGACUUAGGAGCGUGGAUACGAGGUGGAGACAUCGUCAUCCAGAACUCUGGCUUUGCCGACAACGGAGCAGGGCUGUCUUUUGCCAGUGAUGGCAGCUACCCGAAGGAUGAAGGCUCCAGCCAGGAGGUGACGCAGUCCUUGUUUGUGGGUGAAAGUCGAAACCGAGGGACCAAUGGGGGACAGAACAAAUACUGGGGAGUUGGAGGCACUGAUGGAAAGAUGAGGACACUGCCUAGAAACAGGACGUUCCCAAUCCGAGGUUUCCAGAUCUAUGAUGGUCCCGUGCGGCUAACGCAGAGCACGUUUCGUGGAUUCAUCCCCACACCAGAACGUUAUACCAGCGCAGUGGGAUUCAACUUGAAGAACACCUGGCAGCUCACCCCACGGAACAACCUGUCCCAGCUCAGCUUCCACUCCACUGUGGGUCUGCGGGCAUUCUUUGGUCGCCCAGGACAGUGGUUUGAAGAGAAUGACCUGGACGGCGACAAGAACUCCAUCUUUCAUGAUGUGGAUGGGUCAGUAACGGGCUACAGAGAUACGUACGUUGGCCGUGCAGACAAUUACCUGAUCCAACAUCCUGGCUGUGUAAACCUGGCCCAGUGGAAUGGAGUGACCUGCAGCGGCCGCUACUCUCAGGUGUACAUCCAGACGCAGGGAGCCCCUAGCCUUAGUUUGUCCAUCAGCAGAGAUGAAUACCCUAAUGCUCCUCUGGUACUGAGGGGCAUUAACAGCCAGGGGGCGCUGUCUCAGCAGUACCAGCCCAUUCUUAUGAUGAGCAAGAGCUACACACUGCACUGGAGCGGAGCUGCGCCCAGAGAGAUCGUCCUCUCUCUCAUCAACUUUGAUAAAGAUGAUUGGGUGUUGGUGGGACUCUGUUACCCAUUGGACACCACAUUUCAGAUCAUGGCUGACAUCAACGACAGGCAAAGCAACACCUUUGAUGAGAUUACAGACUAUGGCACUGUGUCGUCUCUUGCACAGCUGGAGAAUAAACCAAUGGAAAGAAAGUACUUCUUUGAUCAAUCUGUUGGCUUACUGUGGCUGUACCUUCGUGCCCGGCAUGGCCGAGACGGUCACAGCUACUGUUCAGUAAAAGGCUGUGAAAGAGUGAAAGUCAUGGCCACUACAUCCUCCAAACAGACCUGUAACUGUACAGCCAAAGCCUACCCCAAGUACUCCAAGACUCCCUCAGCAGUGGUGCCAAUGCCGACUCUGAACACACAACCCUGCAAAGGCUGCGGUGCUCAAAAGCUCGUGUUUUCCAGUGAGCCAUGGACCUCCUACCUCCAGACACAAAUCAAGUCUCUCAGCAGCAAAGAGCAGCAGAGAGAUAACACCUCCUUUAUCACUGUGAAUGAGGUGACCAUGUCUUUCUCACAGCGUGGGUUUUUCCUGGUCUCAGUGGAUGCCUGUUCUGGAAAAGUCACUAAGAAAACCUCAUUUGCCAAGAUGGAUGCCAAGAUGGAACAGUACCUAAAAACUGGAAUACCAAAGCGGUCAAUAGUGCUCAUGGCAACCCGAGGUCAGCCAGAAGGCCUGUCGGCGCUUGCACCGUAUCUGGUCUCCUUUGGUUUGGCCAAAGCUGCUGAUCUGCAUGAAAAAGAGAGUUUGGCACUUUGGGGCUUCCUGGGUGGUUCUUCACCUCCUUCGUGGGUUUCACUACAAGCCGGGCAAGGGGAUGACUUCUUGGGGCUGCAGGAGCGCUACUUGCCCCUGGGUUUGGAAGUAUAUGGCUGUUUGCCACCUGCAACUCAAACACGCAAAGACCUGGAGCUUCUCAAAAAAGCCACAGGAGUACAAUAAGUAAUGUGAACUGUACAACAUACCUACCCGAAACGCUCUUGCACACAGAUACACAAACACAAAACCAGCUGAUGAAUGUGAACUGCUGAACCUUUAAUUUAUUAACAAUGACAAAGAUGUUUACCGAUUUCAAGUGGAAAGAAGGUAUUUUAUUAUGAACUGGGUGAAUAUUUUUGUGAUUUUGUUUGUUUGUGUGUGUGUGCGCGCGCGUGUAUGUGUCAGUGUGCCUGAGGGCCGUUAAGUCAAUGCACUUUCCUUGUAGAGACACAACUUGCCUUGUCAGCCAAAGUGAUCGAAUGAAGCUGUACAGUAGCUCAGUUUAUCUUGAACAGAAAAUAAGUCCAAAGUAACCUGCAGGAUCUACCUAUCAAUCUUUUUAUUUAUUAUGCAGUUAAUGAAAACAGAAUGAAUUUGGUUGACUAUGAAAACGGAACACAAUGCAUUAGAUACACACAGGCCGGAGGGAAAUUAUGAAAAUAAAUUACGUUGUCCUUGAAAUAAUAGCACAUUCGAUUGGAACUGCAAAUGAAACAAGAUGGAUUAGAUGUGCUCAGGUCAAAAGGAAAUGAUGAAAAUAAAUGGCGUUGCAGCUGAGAAUUAAACAACAAUAUUAAGCCAAAACUCAACAUGUAGUGUAAUAUAAAUUACAGCCACUGAGUGAGAUAUGUUAGAGAUUAAAGAAUUUCAAAACAACUUAAUUUUAAACCAAAUCAUAACAAGCCAUACUCACAUUUUAAUCAUAUAGACGUACAGUAAAGUAGAGUAAAAUUAAUCUGGCAGUUUUGCCUUUCUAACAUACACUCUUGCUCUUUAACUGGAAAACCUCCUCUGAUCAUCGUGCAGCUGUACAACUUAAGACUUUAAGCACCUUUUUAUGGAUUCCUACUUGGACUUACUGGAUCUUUUAUCUCAUAUUUUUAUUUAUCUUUUCACAGUGACGAUCUCUCAAGUGCUGUGCAGCACAAAUGUAUAUUACUUUGCUUCUGUUUUUGUGUUCUCAUACAGAAUUGAAUGUGUUACCUUUCAUCUGCCUCAUUCGUGAUCUUUUCAUGUGCAUUAUUGCCAAAACAGUAUGUUGAAGAUAUAAUUACAUGAUGCCUUUUUAGUGUUUGUAUCCAGACUGUACAGUAGCGAGCAGCAAAUGCAUACGGAUCAUAUACCAGCUGGAAGGUAUGCGGCUUUAUGUUGAGACCAUAAAAUCUUUAAUGGGUGUAUGGAUGUGAGCAGGGCUCCCCCACUGAGCUAUAAUACGUACCUGUUUUGUGACUGUGUGGCUGAUCGUGUGAGAUGGAGGGAGGACAAUCACCUUGUUGCCUUUUAACCACUCUACUGUUAAAAAGAGCAAAAGAACAAGAAAAAUAUUUCCAUCCCUUGCCUUUUGUUCAAUUGAUGCUUUGAAGAUGCACAACCCUAGAGUUCCUUUUUUUUUUUUUUAUUAGAAGUGAAUUUUGUAAAUAUGGUGUUGAACUCAAACUGUACAUGAAAUGGAAAACAGGUUGUCAAUAAUGUGUGUAUUUGUUGUGUUUUUGUCUUUUUUUUGUCAGUUGAUAAUUCUUUCAACAUUGCAUUUGUUCUGAAAUUGCCAAUUAAAUAAACACUUACGCUUUGUGAUAAAAUCACAUUUCAUCCAA